UGUACUUUCUUUCCUUCACAUUCAUCUCAAAACAUUCCUAAAAGUUUCUAUGGCUCGAAAGGCUCUUGCAGUUACAGCUCUUCUUCUCACACUUAAUCUUCUAUUCUUCACUUUUGUAACUUCCACAAAAUGUCCACCAACUACACCUAAACCCCCCAAAAAACCCACAUCCCCAAAGAAGGACCCGGCAGUCAAACCCACUUGCCCUACCGACACACUUAAGCUCGGUGUUUGCGCAGACCUAUUGGGCUUAGUUAAUGUUGUUGCUGGUUCUCCACCAAAGACUCCUUGUUGUGCACUUCUAAAAGGUCUUGCUAAUCUUGAAGCUGCGGUUUGUCUCUGUACCGCUCUUAAAGCCAAUGUCUUGGGGAUUAAUCUCAAUGUUCCCGUUGAUCUAAGCUUGCUAUUGAACUACUGCGGCAAGAAACUUCCUUAUGGCUUCCAAUGUGCUUGAAGAUUUUGAGAUUUAAAAAAAGGGAAAUCUCUUUGGUUUGCUUUGUUCUGUUAGUUUCUACUAUAUAUUGUCUAUCUAUUGUUUUUGUGAGAAAAAAAAAGGCAAAACUCCAACCUUUGUUCUUUUCAUAUUGAGUUUAUGUGUUUAUAUGUGGAUUAAAUUUGUUAAUGAAAAACCUUUUAAUAUGUAUUUUCUGAA
Eutrema salsugineum is the source of this 652-nucleotide messenger RNA. Its product is annotated as 14 kDa proline-rich protein DC2.15. The record is from RefSeq and is a predicted model, not a curated record. Lineage: Eukaryota; Viridiplantae; Streptophyta; Magnoliopsida; Brassicales; Brassicaceae. The coding region runs from base 50 to 454 and encodes 134 amino acids. The transcript has a single exon.